Messenger RNA from Lycium ferocissimum, 1909 nucleotides. Its product is annotated as nuclear transcription factor Y subunit A-8-like. The transcript is spliced from 6 exons. NCBI's taxonomy places the organism in Eukaryota, Viridiplantae, Streptophyta, Magnoliopsida, Solanales, Solanaceae. The coding region runs from base 443 to 1432 and encodes 329 amino acids. Gene Ontology annotation, biological process: regulation of transcription by RNA polymerase II. Gene Ontology annotation, cellular component: CCAAT-binding factor complex. The record is from RefSeq and is a predicted model, not a curated record. Gene Ontology annotation, molecular function: RNA polymerase II cis-regulatory region sequence-specific DNA binding; DNA-binding transcription factor activity, RNA polymerase II-specific.
AAGAACAUGCUCAGAAGAAAACAAAAGAUGGUGGAUGGGGUGAGGGAAGAGAGAGGGAAGUAGGACUUGGUGGUAGUGUUGUCUUCACUGUUUGUAUUGUACAUGUGAUGACUGAAGAGAUAGUUUUGUUUUUUCCUUUUUUCUUUUUAAGUCUUUUUUAUAUGAGAAUUGGGAAAAGCAAAGGCAAUAGUACUAGUAUAUAGAAGUACAGAAGUAGUCUUCAGGUGGGAGCAAAAAAAAAAAAAAAAAAAAAAGCAGCACAAGAUAGCAUCAAACCAAGAGCCAAAAGCUAAGCAGAUGUUUGUAUCAGUAUGCCUGCAAAUGGAUCCAUCUUUCUCAAGUAAAAGGUAACUCCAGUCUAGAGAGCUAAAGUGUAUUACAGUACCAUAGAGGUAUUCCGUAUAUUUGGUGCAAAGCUUCUAGAGCACCAGUUUUGAAGAAGAUGCUAAGUUUCUCGAAGAAAGGUUGCCCUGGAAAAGAUGGUCAAUCUUUUGCUCCUCUGUUCAUGAGUUGCUCAUCUAUGUGGAACUCCAGUGACCAACCAGAACAUGCUCCCUCUAAGAGUGUGCUGACUGGAGUGGAUUCUGCAUUGGAACAUCACUUCGAUAUCAAGAAAUCAGAAUCCCAGUUCCAAGAUCAGGAUUCAACUUCUACUCUGUCAACUGGUCAAUCUAAUCAUGCGGAGACCGCAAUGGCAAAAAGCAAUACUGUUCUGCAAAAUGUUGCAGCUCAUCCAGGUUGGGGUGGAAUAUAUGAGGUGCAAGCAGAGAGUGGAAAAAAAGCAUCCUUAUCAGGCGAAAGGGAAACCAACACUCUUCCUCAGCCGCAAGUGCAUCAUAAUCAUCCAACGGCUUGCCUAUCCUACCCUUGGGCUGACACUUACUUUGGAAGGCUCGUUACUACUUAUGGAUCAAAUGCCAUCAUUUAUCCUCAAAUGGUGGGUAUCACCUCUACAAGAGUUGCACUUCCUCUUGAAUGCACAGAGAGUUUGCCCAUUUACGUGAAUGCGAAACAAUACAGUGCUAUCCUCAAAAGGCGACAGGUCCGUGCCAAGCUAGAGGCUCAGAAUAAGCUUGUCAAAGACAGAAAGCCCUAUCUUCACGAGUCUCGACAUCGUCACGCAAUGAAGAGAGCUAGGGGUUCUGGAGGGCGCUUUUUGAACACAAAGAAUAUGCAGCAAUCCAAGCCUUCAUCUCCAAAGUACGAUAGAAAUAUCUUUAAACGACAGGGAGGUGGCAACUUAUGUAGUUCGAUGGUUCAGCACUCAGAGAGUGGUAGUUGGGGGACUCCCACCCAAUCUGGUUCUGAUGUGACAAGCAUCUUCAGUGGCGAUGACAUGUUCCAGCAGCCAGAGUUCCGAGUCUCUGGCUUCUCUUUUCACAUGGGUCCUACCAUGCAGGAAGCUGAAGAUUUCAUGCAUGUUGGAACCUGACAGCAGGCUUGUGUUAUCCAUGGUGGCGGUGCCAACACAGAAUGCAUUCUUAUUGGUGCACACAAAUGGAUAAUCGGCAGUUCAUCCUUGGCUAUGUUACUCUUUCCUUUUCCAGAAUUGAAAUCAUCAACAGCACUUUUUCCUAAGCUUUGGUUGUGGUGCGGUAUAUGGUUUGUGGUUAAUGAUAAAUAGAGCGUAAGUUGGUCCUGCAUGUCAUCAAGAAGGGCAAGAAAAUUAUAUUGUUCUUAAUCAGAAAUAGCGGAGAAUAAGGCUGUUAUCUCCUUUUCUUGGUCGAGCCAUGUGUGGAUCAUCCCGCACUUUUAAGUUUGUACUUGUUACUGUUAUUUGCAUUUGUGGAUUUCACUUUACUGUGCUUUGUAUUGUUCUCAUUGUUAAUACUUUUAACUUGGGCUUUGUGCAACAAGAUGAACUUAUUGAACCAUUUUCAUGCUUAAUAUAUCUUCUGUGGUUGUGAAA